AGUGCACAGCCAGCUCCACUGCUUCCUCAUCAGCAGACACAGGAUGUUCAGAGCCACCUCAGCCAGCGCCGUCUCAGAUGCUGUGGUCACACAAUAGAAAGAUCAUCUCAAUCAGGUUUCAUUUUCGCAUAGUGUCAGCCUCAACAGCAGGGGGAAGUCCGGACUGUGGGGCUCCAUACUCAAGAUGAUCCCUCACAUGGCGCUGUGCAAGUUCUUUCCUCUGGUUCUGGUCGGGGUUGUGGUGUUCGCUGUGAGCGGGAUCUUUGGAGACCCUCUGUACGAGUGCCUCCAGGACACUGACUACAGCGAGCUCCUUGGCAUCGUGGACAAAGGGCUCCCUGCCUCUAAGACACCCCGUCACGUGGCAAUCAUCGGCGGGGGCAUCGCUGGACUGACCGCUGCCAAGUUUUUAGAAGAUGCCGGACACAAGGUGACCAUAAUAGAAGCCAGUGGCCGUAUCGGAGGCCGCGUGGAGACCUUCAGGAACAGAAAGGAGGGCUGGUACGCUGAGAUGGGUGCCAUGAGGAUCCCCAGCUUUCAUAAGAUUUUGCUGUCUUUUGCUUCCAAAUUACACAUUUCGUUAAACCCCUUCAUCGAAGACGACAUCAACACCUACUAUUUGGUUAAUGGUGUGCUUCAGAAAACGUACGCUGUGGAAGACAACCCUGCUGUGCUCAACUACACCUUGAAUGAGAGAGAGAGGGGGAAGUCAGCAGCUCAGCUUUUCAGUCAGACACUCUGGAAGGUGAGAGAAGACCUUAAGAGAAUGGGCUGCAGCGCCAUGUUGGAUAAAUAUGAUUCCUACACAGUAAAGGAAUACCUGGUGAAGGAGGGCAACCUGAGUCGCGGCGCCUUGAGGAUGAUCGGGGACAUCCUGAAUGAAAACAGCCUCUUCUACACGUCACUGAUUGAGAUGCUGUACAUCCAGUCAGACAUCAACGACGACACUGAGUACUUUGAAGUGACAGACGGCUUUGAGCACCUGCCGCGGGCUUUCUACCAGCUGCUGAACGCCACCAUCCUCCUCAACUCCAAGGUCAAGCUCAUCAACCAAACAGGCGGCAGCAAGGUGACGGUCACGUUCCAGGACUGGCGUAAUUCAGGCUCCCUGACCAACCUGACUGUGGACUACGCCCUGGUUACAUCUACGGCGAAGGCCACCCUCUUCAUUGACUUCCAGCCCCCCCUCUCUGCGGACAAGAUGGAGGCCCUGCGCUCCGUUCACUACGCCAGCUCCACCAAGGUGAUACUCAGCUUCAGGGAUCGCUUCUGGGAGAAAGAGGGCAUCAGAGGAGGGAAGAGCAUCACAGACCGCCCCUCUCGCUUCAUCUACUACCCCAGCCACAGCUUCCCCGGGACGGCGGCAGGAGCCCUCCUGGCUUCUUACACCUGCUCCGACGACUCCACGCUCUUCCAGGGGAUGAGCGAGGAGGAGCUGAUGGCCGUGGUCCUGGAGGACCUGGUGAAGAUCCACGGAGAGUACAUCAGGCCUCUGUGCACGGGGGGCCUGGUGAAGAAGUGGGGCUUGGAUCCUUACAGUCUGGGAGCGUUCGCCCUGUUCACCCCCUACCAAAAGGGACACUAUGCCAGAGAACUGUUCCAGAGGGAGGGGCGGGUGCACUUUGCAGGAGAACACACAGCCACACCACACGGGUGGAUUGAAACUGCGAUGAAGUCGGCACUCAGAGCAGCCAAAAAUAUUAACCUCCAUACUGUUUAGUUUUGACUAUAACUGGUUUUUAUAUAUACAUGUUCCUUUAUAUUCAGUCAUACAUGGUUUGAAAUGUUGUUUGACCAGCGUGUCUUGUGAUCUACCAGCAUUAACCCCCUCUGAUGUUUUUGUGUAAUGUACAUAUUUAUUGAUUUACGUCCAUCACUACUGAUCAGCAGUACGCACUUGACAAUUGCGUGCCCAUACACUGACAUUCUGACCACACUCCUCAAAGAUGACCAUAUAUACAAAUGCAAUGCCAUUAUGAUAGUGAUUCGCAGCAUUUUAUUAUUAUUUGUUGUAUGCAACGUUUCAGUGGACGUCCCAUGAUCCUCUGCCAGAAUGAAACUGAACAACAGCUGCAACCUAACUGACUUUUUUUUUCCCAUUCAACAAGAAAGACAAAAUAAUUGAGAAUAAAGCAUGUGUUUUAAAUGAUGAUGUGUUCCUGAGGUGGAAAGUAUGUAAACACACAUCUGCCCAGUUUUGUAACAAAUCUUCUGGCCAAUGGUCUCAUUUGUCGAUGUAGGUCAAAUAGAGGCAUUAUUAUUAAAUCAAAACUCCUGAGCUACACUGGAAAUGUUGUAGUCAUCUUGAUUUUCAUUUUACGUGACAACAGUCUGAACUGCAUGUCAGCAUGUUUUUCCAGUCUCUGAAUCCUUCUUAUUAAGACCCUGGAACAUGUUUCCACGGUUUGGACAGGAGGUGGAUGACACACUCCUUUUCUUGAAUAAGAGUACUAAUCACUUAUAUUUAAAAAUUUAUAAUAAUAAUAAUUUCAAAGCAUUAAAAAUCAACUUAAGUGAAUGAACAGACCAAGAAAUUUUACUUUAAGUAUCAAAAGUAUCAUAUUUCUUUCUGCUAAGAAAGGCCUCCGUAACUGAUACAUUUCUGUAUGUCAUAUUAUUAGAUUGCUAAUUGUGGAUGAAUACAUCUGUAACAACAUGCUCAUAUACACACAGCUAGGUGUGUGAUUCAGUGGUGUCUAGUCUAGUGCAACACAAAUCAGUGUUUAUUAUUAUUAGACCGCAAACUGUCAUUCAAAUGAAAAGCAUGUCAUGUGAGAAAUUCAGAGGAGAAACUGUCUCUUGGGUGGAACUGCUAACAACUCAGAAAGGGAGUCUCGCUAGCAGCUGUUUUUUUUUUACAAGAGGUCAGAGGUCAAAGGGGUUGGGGACCUCCACUUUAAUCUUUAACACUGCACUGGCUCUUUCUGGGUCAUUUCAACUACAGGUCAGUAAUGAGCAUCAGACUGAAAAACCUCCUCAUUGGGCGGAAUAAUAAGGUAUUUUAAUGGCUAACAUUAUGUCCCUCUUGUGUUGUUCAAAAUGGCCUUAAAAUCUAUGUCAGAAGCACCUCACGAAUGGUAGGACUUGGUGACAAAACCAAAUAUCACAGCUGUUUCCUACCUCUCUAUAUAUUUUGCCCAUACUAUAGGGAUGACUACUGAUGCUUUCAAUAUUAAUACAAAGGGAUUUCUGAUCAAUAUUCAUCAGUCAUGUGGAUAUAAUGACUAAGUGGGUAAAGACAAGUAUUAGCUCAAGUAGGACAGUGUGGAAAGGUCAGACGAUGAUACCACUUAACUCUUGUGAGCAUUUAAAACCAGGAAAAGACAACACUGAUGACUUACUAUCAUAUUAAGAUGAUAAAUUGUCUCAUAUCACGAUAACAAUGUAUAGUGGAUAUUUGGCCCAGCCUGUUGUCACACAUCAAUAUGACAAAUUCAGUUUUUUUCUUGAAGAUGUAGGAUAAAGUGCACGUUUCCACUAUGCUCACAAACGUCGUCUCUGUGAUCAAACUGUUUUAAUGUAAAGAUUUGAUACCAAUUCUGUCACAGUAAUGACCAAAAGAUUUCAACAAUGUCCCUGUUGAUUAAAAAGGCAGUUCUUCCCUGUCAAUUUUCACACAGGUCAUAAGAUAAUGUCCAAAUAUUUUGUAUCAACAUUCCCCAGGAGUUAUGUUGCCCUCUAGUGGUUUUUUUGUGCAUAUCUAAAAUGAUGAUUGCAUUUGUGUACAACAUGUAUUCCAUUUUACUUUAAUUAGGAUGAAGUUACUUCAAUACAGAGCAGAGGUCUAGCUACCAAGUACAGAGAAAGUGUCGUGAUAACAUUUCAGAAUGCCUUGAUGUGUGCUGUCAUUAUUAAGAUUUUGUGAAUGAAUUAAAGCUUGAUCAAUAAACCGUUCAAUAUUUAUUUACAUUAUUGGGUGAUACUGGCCUAUGACAGAUAUCUAUGUAUCAGUGCAUAUGUUUUCUGAUAUGUCACAAUAGGAUU
Messenger RNA from Acanthopagrus latus (yellowfin seabream), 3984 nucleotides. It is a transcript of the gene il4i1, whose product is annotated as interleukin 4 induced 1. Gene Ontology annotation, molecular function: polyamine oxidase activity; L-amino-acid oxidase activity. The coding region runs from base 185 to 1720 and encodes 511 amino acids. The record is from RefSeq and is a predicted model, not a curated record. Lineage: Eukaryota; Metazoa; Chordata; Actinopteri; Spariformes; Sparidae. The transcript is spliced from 8 exons. Gene Ontology annotation, biological process: amino acid catabolic process.